GAGCACUAGCAUAGCCGGGUGUAGUAGUGGGGUAUCAUGGCUGCAACUGAUCCUUUGGCCGAAGAGGGCCUCGUCGACUCGGUCACGGCCUAUGUCAGAGCGUACAUGGCAAACUACGACGGCUCCCAUGACUUCAACCAUAUCCGGCGGGUCGUAGGCCUUGCUAAGUACAUCCAUGCUCACUCGCCGGAGACGCCGGCGCGCGACCCGCAAGUGGUGGUUCUCGCUGCGCUUCUCCACGACGUAGGGGAUAAGAAAUACCUGAAGCCAGGUGAGGAUGCUUCCACUAUGGUGUACGAGCUUCUCCUGUCCCUAGGCGCCACCGAGCAACUGUCCAAACGAGUCCAGGCAGUUUGCUUGGGCGUUAGCUACUCGAGCGAGGUCAAGGACCCGGCUCGGGUACGAGAUCUCAUCAAAUCCCAUCCGGAGUUGGCCGUCGUGCAAGACGCCGAUCGACUUGACGCCAUUGGAGGCAUAGGCAUCGGCAGGGUGUUCACUUUCACUGGCGCGCAGAAGAAGGCCUCCAUGGCGGACUCGAUCCAGCAUUUCCAUGACAAACUUCUGAGAAUAGAGGGCAUGAUGAAGACAGACGUCGGACGAGAACUCGCCAAGGUAAGAACCGAGAGGAUGGAGGAGUUUCUUAAGUGGUGGGCAGAGGAGGCAGUUCUACCAAGCGAGCCAGCGGACCCCGCUCCGACAGAACAAUCAGCCAGUGCGAGAUGGACGAUGAGAGAAUAGACAAGAAGAGAAGACUCUUGCGUCUCCUGAUGAUUUGAAUAAUAGUAAGCAGGCUGGAUGAGGAAAAGAGCGACGAGGCAAAUACAUAGGUACUACUUUAUCCUCACCGCCUCCCGAUCACCGCCUCUAGAUUGCGGGUGAAAU
This is a messenger RNA of Durotheca rogersii, 882 nucleotides long. RefSeq lists its product as uncharacterized. The coding region runs from base 37 to 738 and encodes 233 amino acids. The transcript has a single exon. The record is from RefSeq and is a predicted model, not a curated record. Lineage: Eukaryota; Fungi; Ascomycota; Sordariomycetes; Xylariales; Xylariaceae.